AUGUUAUCUAGGAGAAACUCUCAUUACUUCAAGUUUCAGUACCGAGAUCCGUGGAAAAUCUAUCGCAACUGGAUUAUGGAUGAGACAUUAGCGCCUCUCAUCCUUUGGCAUCCUUGCCGCAAAUAUUAUUGCCGUCGAAAUGGUAGGAUAGUCUUGAAAGAACGCAUAUACGACGAGUUCAAUUCAGCCAACAAAUGGUGGGACGUACAGGAAUCCUUUCCACAAGAAGAACCACCGCAUUGCUUUCUACCGAUCUCUCUCUGGCUUGACAAAGGCAACAUCACUAAGCGGGUCAAGAAGCACCCUAUAAUUAUUCGUCCGCUAUUUUUGCCGCGGGGGGUAAGAAAUGCGUUGGGAAAUGGAGGAGGUGUUCUUGUAGGGUAUAUGCCCAUUCCUUUGGACCCGGCCGACCCAUCUGACAGAAACACUGCUGAUACCAUUAAAUGGCAGUGCUUCAAGCGUGAAGUUUACCACAAGGUUGCCGAAGUAAUAUUCCACUCACUACGAUGGCCUGCACGCUUCGGAGAAGCAAUGGCCUGUGGUGACAAAAUUGAUAGAGUGAUACAUCCAGGAAUACCAGUCAAGUCUGUUGAUGGCGAAGAAAGCUGUGCGCUAACAGCUACGCGUGCGGCCCUGGCCAAAUUUCCAUGCCCGAAAUGUCUUGUCUGCCAUGACAGUUUAACGAAACUAUGCGGAAAUUUUCAGUGUCGCACAACUGACAACAUGGAGAAGGUGUACAAGCGUUCAAUCACAGCAUCAAAUAAAACGGAGGCUGAACGAAUCUUACAAGCCCACGGAUUACAUGCAACCAAGAACUUUUUUUGGUCACUCGACCACUCAGACCCAUAUUGUUCCAUUUCAUACGAUAAAUUACACUCCGAUGAUCUAGGAAAAUGGGGUAAGCACAUCUGGCCGCUCCUCCUCACAGUGUUAGCAGAAAACGGAAACAAAGGCCAUAUGGCCAGAAACAUGCGGAAUGUAUCAAGAUGGCCUGGACUCAAACACUUCAUGAACGUCACCACAGUCGAAUAUGCGGAUGGUCAAGUGUUUUAUGAUAUACUCAAGUGCAUCCUCCCAUGCAUCGUCCAAAUUCUCCCUAGGAACUCAACAUUAGUACAUGGUAUCCGAGCCUAUGCUAGAUAUCGGCUCAUGAUUGGCCUCAAUUGUAUGACCGAAGGGAGGACACACCGGCUAAAACAAUAUAUUAUUCAAUAUGAACAAUGUUGUGAACACAUUUCAAACAAUUACGAGAAGGACUUCCACUUUAGCAAGCAACACGCCAUAAAUCAUAUUCUCACAGAAAUCCGGCAGAAGGGUGCAACGGAUAACUACGACACACGAGUCAGCGAGGGCUUUCACCAAGAGGCGCAAGAAGCCUACGAGCAGACAAACCGGAAAGAUACAGACAGCCAGAUGGCUCGCAUUGACGAGAACCAAGAAGCCAUCGCCCACAUACGGAUGACCGUCGACAACUAUGAUAAAGCCCACCAUAACGACACUGAGGACCAAGACUUAGGAGAUGACGCUGGCAGAAAUGAUGACCAGAGGUCGACACAACCUACCCCCGAUAACCACUGGAUGCUAGGAUCUCCCACAAACCUGACAAGCUCGGUAGUCAUGGAGCAUUGCGAGGGCCUCAAAGGAUUUGACAAGCGUCUGCGGAGUUUUUUAGUCUCAAGUUGCAAUGUAACCGUUGGAGAUGGUCCCAUCUCAAUCAGGAAAUAUCAAUGCAUUUAUCUUAAGUAUCAAUCACACGAAGACUGGAGCGAAGGACGGGACAUCCUUCGCUGCAACCCCAACUUCAAUAAAGAAUCACGCUUCGACUGUGUUCUCAUUAACACAGACACAUCGGAGCCAGUUCCUGCUCAACUCCAAACCGUCUUUCGAUGUUUCCUUCAGUCCUCUUCGUUUGAUAUUGUGUCGGUCAAGAUAUUCAAGCCAUCAAAUGGAAUUCCGAGGACCAGAUGGUCGGGGGCACUUUUGUAUGAUGAAGCGAGAGAUUUCAAGCUGGUCAUGGCUAAGUCCCUGAUUCGGGGAGCUCAUAUGAUCGAGGCUUUUGAUCUGAAGGAAGGCCGGUUUUAUUUAAAUGACUUGAUUGAUGGUGAUAUGUUCCUACGUUUCGGGAACUGA
This is a messenger RNA of Serpula lacrymans var. lacrymans S7.9, 2130 nucleotides long. RefSeq lists its product as uncharacterized. The record is from RefSeq and is a predicted model, not a curated record. NCBI's taxonomy places the organism in Eukaryota, Fungi, Basidiomycota, Agaricomycetes, Boletales, Serpulaceae. The coding region runs from base 1 to 2130 and encodes 709 amino acids. The transcript has 9 exons.